CAUGGCAAAGUGACACAAGUUCUGUAGAGAAAAAGGCUGAAGUGACAGUUGGUGUAAGGAGAUCUGAGACUGAAGACAACCCCUCCCCCCUCACCACCACCACCCAGCGGGUGGCAGAGGAGCAGGACAGUGUACCAACACAGAGUUCAAAAGAAAGAGAUCUGAGUCUGCAGACCCCCUGGGUGGCACCGGAGCAGUGCGCACAGCCUCAGCCACAAGGGCAGGGACUAUUGAGUUUGAACAGCCAGAAAGCCUGAUGGCAGUGAUGAUGCUGGACGGGGUCUAGACCUGGACAGAUCCGAGACAGGCAGGAGAACUCUCCCCAGCAGCGGCUCCGGGCUGGGUGACAUUGGAGAGGACGGUACUCCAUGCGUAAUCCAGGGCGCACAGGUGCUCUCCAAGGUGCUGAAUGAGCCAGAGCCACCGGGUCGCACACUCUGCUAUUGCUGCUGCUCAGAGCCUGGUCCUCAGAGACUCCUGGAGGAGAGGAUGAGAUGUGCCAGUGGGUGACCCCCUGCUUUGGCUGCUGUGUUUGAGGAGAGAUCACAGCUUCUUCUUCUUCUUUCAGCCUCUCCAUCACAGCUGAAGCGCCACAGACAGCACUCUCCCUCCUUUCCCAUCGAUUUUUCCAUCAUUGCGUUGGUUAAGGAGCAGAAACCCUCUAUUGAUUUUUUUUCCCCAACAGCUCCUGGCCACCCAGUUCCUUGUCUCUAACUAGGAAUUGCAAUAGUUGGGACUUUUGGAAAGCUCCGCUGGAAAGUUGGAUGGGGAACCUGCCACCCGGCCACUCUGCGACAUCCAGUUGACUUGGGGAUUAAUAAAUUAACAAACCCUUCUUUUUUCGCCCACAAGAUCUUCUUGGGACGGUAACUGAGGCUCAAUGUUAUUCUGACACUCACAAGGAGGCUGGCAUGGAAGGGUCCAACGGAUUUGGGAUUGACACCAUUCUGUCCCAUAGAGCCGGCAGCCCAGGGCUGGCUCAGGGGGACCUAUUGAUGGGGGACCCCAGGUCACCCCUGGAGCUGAGUCCAAGGUCUGAAGUCAGCAGCGUCUGUUCCUCCCCUCCGUCCCCAUCCCGGGAGUGUUUGGAGGCUGUCAGCGCCAGGCAAGGGGUCGCUUUAGCCAUUGAGUCCCACCUUCAGCCAGGAGUCCAGCUCUCUGCCCCCUCACAGUCCAGGACAGUCACCUCUUCCUUUUUAAUUCGGGACAUUUUGGCAGACUGCAAGCCCUUAGCCACCUGCGCACCCUACUCUAGUAAUGGGCAACCAGCUCAGGACCUGACCCAUUGCUUGUCCAGCAAAGUUGGAGAAGACUAUAGGGACAAGAGCAGUAGUUCCACAUCCUCAGAUUCUGAAUACAAAGGUAAAGUGAAGGAGGAGGGGGACCGGGAGAUCUCCAGCUCCAGGGAUAGUCCCCCGGUGCGGCUGAAGAAGCCACGCAAAGCCCGUACCGCUUUCACAGACCAUCAGUUGGCGCAACUGGAACGGAGCUUCGAGAGGCAGAAGUACCUGAGUGUUCAGGACAGGAUGGAACUGGCGGCCUCACUCAACCUCACGGACACUCAAGUCAAGACCUGGUACCAGAAUCGGCGGACAAAGUGGAAGAGGCAGACUGCAGUAGGACUGGAGCUGCUGGCCGAAGCAGGCAAUUACUCUGCGCUACAGAGGAUGUUUCCUUCUCCGUACUUCUACCCACAAAGCCUUGUGUCCAACUUGGAUCCUGGAGCUGCCCUUUACUUAUAUAGAGGGCCGACUGCACCACCUCCGGCUUUACAGAGACCUUUGGUUCCCAGGAUCCUCAUUCAUGGACUUCAGGGUGGAGCUGAGCCACCACCAGCCCUACCUCCACUGACAGGAGUCCUUUCAAGGGCAGCACAGCCACGAUGAGAAGGUCUACGCAUGCUCUACCAGGUGCCAACUUUAGAGACUUCAGAAAGCACCAGAGAACAGGGAACCUCAACAGUGAUAGGACUGUACACUACACCUGCUUGCGAGACAGGAACAGUCCUACAAAAUCUUUGUAAAAAAGGGACCUUUCAUGCCUAAGAACAUUUUUUAAUAGUUUUUGGAGCUUAUGGAAGAUACUAGAUAUAACAUGGUUGGGCCUAUCCCCUUAUUUCUCAGAAACUGGAUACUUCAGAUGGACAAUUUAAAUGUGUGUACAUCAUGCUCAGCAUGACCUCAUAACGAUUCAUCUUAAUCUACUUAGCACCCUCUUCCAAACAGCCAGCAAUGAAACAUUUGGACAGGUUCGACAAAUGUGUUGACCUUGAAAAAUGUAAUGGUGUGAGGGGUUUUCAGGGUUCAAAGCCAGCUAUAGUUUACAAAAAUACACAAGAAAACCACUGACAGGAUUUUAUAAGUAUACACUCAUGAAUUGACCACACCGUUUUUCAUAUAAAACAGCAAAAAGAGGGACGUGAGACAAAAGUAUGUCUAAAACUUUCCCCAAAUCUGCCAGAGGCCAAAAAAACUCACUGUGAUGUCAUGUUUGUCCUCUGACAGGAAUUUGGUCAGGAAACCAAAAAUACACAAGUGCUUCCCAAAACUGGCGCAGCUCAUGUGUGACAGAAUUAAUAUUUCUUCCCAUAUUUUGCUGCUCUCUCUUGUAAUACAUCCAUGAAACGUAAACACUGCAUAAAGUACGUGAAUCCAAUGUAAAAUAGCAUAUUCGUUUGAGAUGUAAAAUUAUAUACCAGAAAUAGGUUUAAAAGUAUUUGUUAGUCAUGGGAUACAUUAAUAGGAAUCCAGUCCACUUAUCUGCAAGUUCCGCCAAUCGAAGUAGAAAUAUUGUAUUUUUGUUUUAACUCUCCCUGCACCCUUCACAGCAAUUCAUAACUGUUGCAGUUAUUCCUGUGGUCAUUGUGGCAUUUCACGCCAGUUUUUUCAUGGGUGAGGGGGAUUUGUGCUGCCUCCCAACCCUUGAAAGCCAUUUCUGAAUAUCCUUCUUACAUUUACAAAAGAGCAUAUACAGAAGUUAGCAUGUUGGAUGCUGAAUUGCUAUCUAGCUACAUGAAGACAACUUUCUAUUGUGCUGUGAACUGUAUGGAGCACGACUGGCUUCCAGUUUUACACAGUUACUAUACCAUAGAAGAGGAAGUUAGGAAUGCAAAAGAAAAUUGACAGCUCCAUAGACUAUUAUCAGGUUAAAUAUCAGAUCUCCCAUGGUCUAAAAACCUUUGCAUCUAAAUUCCUAUUUUGUUUUGUCCCUCAAAGUCAAAGGACAGCAAGAUAUGACUUUUCAUGUGCUGUGAAAUUAUAAGUCCCAGUAUGCCGACCAUGGCUUACUGGGACUUGUAGUUCUACAACAUUCCAAUAGUAACAGCUUGCCUCUUCACUAAGCGAUACAGUUCCGGAAAACCUCACCUUUACACUGAAUAUAACUAAGUUGUGAUUCUUCUAAAUUAAUUCAGCUUCAUUUCUGAGAAAUAAGUAAGACGGAUAAUGAUUACUAGUCUUAUGUCUGUAUAUAGCCCUUUGUAUAUUUCCAUACCCAUGUCUACCUAUUUAUAAAGAUCGCCAUUAAUUAUGAUUUGUCCGAUGAAAAAAAUCUGAACGACAAAGAAAUGUAAAGAAUAGAUAUCUGUUAACCUCUCUCGUACCCCGAUUGCUAAUAGUGUGCACAGAUUACAUAAAAUGGUCAGAUAACCUGCAUUCAAUGAGGAAACCACUCCUGAUUUUUUACUGAAGAUUACCACAUGAAUCACCGGGACAUUUUAUCAUGGGGGCAGAAAAUUGUGUGAUAGAAAAGGACAUUUACAUCAAAUUGAGAUAUUCCUCAUAAAGUGUCACAUUUUGCCUGUUUCGAUAGCAGAGGCAGCCAUUUUGUGAGUUGAACCAAUCUUCUUAAGAAUGUAGUUUCUGAAUUAAUUGGAACUUGGUAAGGCAGCAACGUUAAAGGGAACAGUGACAUCACUGAGGGUCGCUAGGUCUGCAGUGGUUCCCUGGGUGCUGAUAGGUUGCAAUUAUAUAAAGAUUGGAUGGACCUAGAAAUCGCACUCGCCACCAUGUGUAAGCAGCUGGUGUAUAAGAUAAUUUACAUAUAAUUAUACACAAUAAAACCACCAGGCACUUGUUAUUUAUUCAAAAUUGGAAUUAAUAUAGCAAAUCUAUAUGCAUAUUCUGGCUAUGUACAGCAUCAAAAGAAAUCACAUGAUCUUAAAUGUAUAUUGUUUGUAUUUUAUUCAGAAAUAAUGGACUAAAAUCUAGUAAUGUCAAUGUUUACAAGCAAAUAGAUUUUUUUUUUUGCUUUGGGUGAGAUGUAUCACACCUUCGGGAAAGACAAAAUGGAGGAAUUGUCUAAAACAACCAAUCAGCUUAUGGCUAUCAUUUAUCUAUCACCAUCUAUUAAAUGAUAGCUAGCAGCUGGUAAGUUGCAUCUUCUCUACUUUAUUUCUUGAAGAUUUGCUAUAGCUACCCCUUUGGCACGGAAGAGGUUAACACUUUCUAUAAGCCACACAGAAGUGUAUAUAUAUUUUCUAAAUCCCAUGGACAGUCCACCGUUAUUUAUUCUCUGUUCAAUGAAUUUAUUGGUAAUAUUUAAA
Pseudophryne corroboree (corroboree frog) is the source of this 4543-nucleotide messenger RNA. It is a transcript of the gene BARHL1, whose product is annotated as BarH like homeobox 1. Gene Ontology annotation, molecular function: DNA binding; DNA-binding transcription factor activity, RNA polymerase II-specific. The transcript has 3 exons. Lineage: Eukaryota; Metazoa; Chordata; Amphibia; Anura; Myobatrachidae. Bases 912 to 1886 code for a protein of 324 amino acids. Gene Ontology annotation, biological process: regulation of DNA-templated transcription. The record is from RefSeq and is a predicted model, not a curated record.